Aaosphaeria arxii CBS 175.79 is the source of this 870-nucleotide messenger RNA. RefSeq lists its product as uncharacterized. Lineage: Eukaryota; Fungi; Ascomycota; Dothideomycetes; Pleosporales. The coding region runs from base 55 to 744 and encodes 229 amino acids. The record is from RefSeq and is a predicted model, not a curated record. The transcript has a single exon.
GCCCUUUCAACAUCGAUCAGCGCUGCAAUUCUGGUUGUUUACCGCACCAUUAAUAUGCAAUUCCUGCAAGGAGAGAAGGAUAUAGAUCGCAGGUCUUGUGAUAAGGAUGGUACGACCCCUCGAUCAGAUCUAUCGGCAGAAUUGGGCAUCUUGAUGGAAACCUGUGACAGGGUGAUCGAGGUUGUCCGGCGAGCUGUUGAACUUCUCAAAGGCCUGCACGGAAACGAGGUGAAGGCCUAUUUGAGAGACUCAAGCACUACGAAAAGCUACAACGAUAACCAAUCAAACCGCUUCCGAAUACUAUGGAUCAUGUUUGCGUUCCUCGCGUUUAUCCUCUUCGCGACAAAACAUUACGACAACACGACCAAGAUCGCUCAACUUGCAGACAAGCUUGACCAUAUCUCAUCACAUGGAGGCGGUGGUGUCGAGAUUGAAGAUAUUGGAGCGCAGCUUCGGGACCUCUCAGCCAGGUCCGAUUCACACGGACUUCGGCUCGAUAACCUCUGGGAGGCCUGGGAAGCUGCAAACCUUGAUGGAAAGUACCGCAACUCACAGGCCCCAGACGCCGCCAAGAUGCAGAGCUGCAGUGAUUUUGAAAAGAGAUUGAAUAAAUUUCAGCAGGACAUGAUCCAGCUGGAACUGGAAGUGAAGGAAGCGAGGAGGCAUUUCCAUCUAGUUGAUAUACGUCUUAUGCGUCAACUGAAACGUUUUGCAGGAAGGGAAGGCUUGGAGCUUGAGAAGUAGGCAGAGACGACUUCCUGCUCUGUCCAUUGAUAAAAUUGUCAAGGUCGAGCUAGGUUGAAGGGAUGGCUGCAGCUGAGGAGUUUGCUUCUCUCAGGGCUUGUGGCAAGGGAAAUGAUUGCAUCCAUA